AUGCCUCAUCUACCUCAUCUACAACGCCCGGGAGGAAGUGGUGGAGAUAAAAGUAAAGGUGCCCAUACCAUGAAGGGCACCUGGCAACAUAUCUCCAUCCCGCCUCUUCCACGAUCGUCACAUUCGAUUGAUGUCGUGGCUGGCAACGCAUACAUCUUCGGCGGCGAGGCCGAGUCCUCCCGCAAGCCCGUCGACAACGACAUGCACAUUAUAGUUCUUCCUACGGGAAGUGCCUCCGCCGACUACUUCAGCGUCAAGGCCAAACCUUCUCCCGAGCAACACGUUCCCGAGCCCGCCCCCAUCACGGAGGAGGACGAGAUCGCCGCUGAGCUUAAACCCCCUAACCGAAGCAAGACCAACAGCCUCGGCGACGUCCCCAGCGCCCGCGUCGGCCACGCCAGCGCCGUCAUCGGCUCCCGCAUCUUCCUGUUCGGCGGCCGCAGCGCGGAGUCCGCCUCGGAACCGCUCGACGAGCACGGCCGGGUCUGGGUCUUCGAGACCAAGACCCACACGUGGGCGUAUCUAGACCCCUACCACAACAGCCCCGUCCCGUCCCCGCGGAGCUUCUUCGCCGCGGUCGCUACCGACAAGCCGCGAGACUUCGCCAUCAAGCCCCUCCGCCGGACCGAGAGCUGGAAGGAGUGGGCCGAGGGCGACUCGGUUGACGUGGGGAUCCCGCAGCGCCCGAUUGCGGGCAACGUUGCCGCGCACGCGGUAGACGAGGAGGACGCCGGUUUCGGCACGUUUAUCAUUCACGGCGGCUGCACGGCCGACGGCGGCAGAACGGGAGAUGUAUGGGCUUUUGAUGUGCGCAGCCGCACGUGGAAAGAACUCCCAUCCGCACCGGGUCCCGCGCGGGGCGGUGCUGCACUCGCCCUCGCUAAGAGCCGCCUCUACCGCUUUGGCGGAUACGACGGUGAGAAGGAACUCGGCGGCCAGCUGGAUGUCCUCGAUCUAGUACUAGACGAGUUCGACGAUCGCGUCAGCAGAGGUGAAAUUGGCAUUUUCGCGCGUGGCGAGUGGCAGACUCUCGCCCCGCCCGUCACUAACGCACCCCUCCAAGUGAUAACGAAACGGCCAAGUUGGUACCUACAGAAGAGUGGCCCGGGGACCGCAGCGUCAGCAGCUUGGAACUCGUACUCGGCGGCGGUGGACGCGAGUACCUCGUCCUCAUGCUAG
Molecule: messenger RNA, 1179 nt
Organism: Daldinia childiae
Lineage: Eukaryota; Fungi; Ascomycota; Sordariomycetes; Xylariales; Hypoxylaceae
Product: putative kelch domain-containing protein
Exons: 2
Coding region: 1-1179 (392 amino acids)
Molecular function (GO): protein binding
Source: RefSeq, a predicted model, not a curated record